This is a messenger RNA of Penicillium angulare, 564 nucleotides long. RefSeq names its product ankyrin repeat domain-containing protein. Gene Ontology annotation, cellular component: cytoplasm. The transcript has a single exon. The record is from RefSeq and is a predicted model, not a curated record. Gene Ontology annotation, molecular function: protein binding. NCBI's taxonomy places the organism in Eukaryota, Fungi, Ascomycota, Eurotiomycetes, Eurotiales, Aspergillaceae. Bases 1 to 564 code for a protein of 187 amino acids.
AUGAUACCAGACUGGUGCACAGAUGUUUCCAACCCUCGUGGGGCAGAUUUGAUAGCUGUUGAUAUAGUUUGGCGUGACAGUUUCAAAUUUAUUUUUUGGCUGCCACGAGAAUCCUCACUGAUAGAGUCAGCAACGCCAUUGGCAUUAGCUGCUGAGCAGGGCCAUACAGGGAUAGUGACCCUGCUGCUCGGUCGCGAUGACGUUGACCCUGACUCCGUCGACAGUGAAGGCUGUACGCCGCUCGCGAGGGCUGCAGCUAUGGGACAUGAGAUCAUAGUUCGCCAGCUUCUUGAGCGAUCUAGUGUGAACAUCAACAGCAAAGACAAGGAUGGUUACACGCCUCUGGCAUGGGCGGCGCGGAGAGGCCACACCGAGGCUGUAAGAGCCCUCGUUGAAAGACGAGAGUUAGACAAAAUUUCACGAGAUGACGAUGGUUGGACACCAUACGGGCAUGCAAUAGAUGAAGGACAUGAGGAUGUUGCUAAAUUGCUUAUGGAAUCACUUGGAAACAUGGGCUUUGAAGGUGCUGAUGGCUAUUUCCUUGCCUGUGAGCGGAUGCUCUGA